This is a messenger RNA of Tupaia belangeri chinensis (Chinese tree shrew), 1095 nucleotides long. It is a transcript of the gene BTBD17, whose product is annotated as BTB domain containing 17. Bases 62 to 1015 code for a protein of 317 amino acids. Gene Ontology annotation, molecular function: protein binding. The transcript is spliced from 4 exons. The record is from RefSeq and is a predicted model, not a curated record. NCBI's taxonomy places the organism in Eukaryota, Metazoa, Chordata, Mammalia, Scandentia, Tupaiidae.
UGCCCGCGCCCGUGGUCUGGGAUUCGCCGUCCCUCCGGUGGCCUUGGGGUGGAGCACAACGAUGCUGAGAACUGGCUCCACCAAGCCUGGGUCCUGGGGCGGCUUCUGGGCCGUCCUGACCUUGGUGGGCCUGACCACUCGUGCAGCCCAGAGAGCAGAUGUUGGAGGGGAGGCUGCAGGCACCUCCAUCAACCACUCCCAGACGCUGCUACAACGCCUGCAGGAGCUGCUGCGGCAGGGCAACGCCAGCGACGUGGUGCUGCGGGUGCAGGCUGCGGGCACCGACGAGGUCCGGGUCUUCCACACCCACCGCCUGCUGCUGGGGCUGCACAGCGAGCGGUUCCGGGAGCUGCUGAGGAACCAGAGCGAGCUGGUGCUGCAGGAGCCCCGGGACUGCGCCGCUGUCUUCGACAAGUUCGUCAGGUACCUAUACUGUGGUGAGCUGAACGUGCAGCUGGCCCAGGCCAUCCCCCUGCACAGGCUGGCCACCAAGUACGGCGUGGCGUCUCUGCAGCGCGGCGUCGCCGACUACAUGCGCGCGCACCUGGCGGGUGGCGCAGGCCCCGCGGUGGGCUGGUACCACUACGCGGUGAGCACCGGUGACGAGGCCCUGCGCGAGAGCUGCCUGCAGUUCCUGGCCGAGACCUGCCUGCAGUUCCUGGCCUGGAACCUGUCGGCCGUGGCGGGGAGCGCCGAGUGGGGCGCCGUGAGCCCCGAGCUGCUGGCGCAGCUCCUGCGGCGCUCGGACCUGGUGCUGCAGGUCACGCCGGCCAGCAGCGGUGGCGACGCGGCGGGUGUGAGCUUCCAGAAGACAGUGCUGGUGGGGACGCGCCAGCAGGGCCGCCUUCUGGUCCGCCAUGCCUACAGCUUCCACCAGAGCAGCGAGGAGGCUGGUGACUUCCUGGCGAACGCGGAUCUGCAGCGCCGCAACUCCGAGUACCUGGUGGAGAAUGCCCUGCACCUGCACCUCAUCGUCAAGCCCGUCUACCACACCCUCAUCCGGACCCCCAAGUAGCCUCCGCGUUAGGAAAUAAAGGCUGGCCUAGAUCUUGUGGGGCGAGGUGAGCCAGGAGUUGACUACAAGUUUAGCACCGU